Messenger RNA from Schistosoma rodhaini, 6580 nucleotides. Lineage: Eukaryota; Metazoa; Platyhelminthes; Trematoda; Strigeidida; Schistosomatidae. The record is from the annotation of a GenBank genome assembly.
UUUGCAUUUUCAUCAGUUGCUAUACAUAGACUUUGGCGGCAUAUACGGACACGGACAUUUGGUUUAAAAUUAUUGGUAGACUGGUUGGGCCCAUACCUCUAAUUAGGCAGUUGAAAUUAGUUAAAAACUUAUCGAGUCAAGAAUUUAUCCUCAUCUCAUACAAGGAUUCACCCCAACUCUAAUUCCAGUCAACUCAACGAGAUGCUCACUUCACAAUUCUACAACGUGCCUGCACCCGUGGUAUGUCGGAACACUUACAGAUGGUCACGUGAAUUAUUAUGUAUUCUGCCCCGUGGUUUGUUUGAAGCAGGAGUUUUCUAUGUUAGAGUUGGUCAACUAUUAUUUUAGAUUGGUGAAGCAGUAAAUAUUCAUACAAUGUUGCGAAAUCCAACUUAUAUCGAUCGAGUUGAGAGACGGUUGAAAUCAUACUUACAUUGUGUACUGACCGGAGACGAUGAUUACUUGAAAUGUUUGUCUACAAAACCAUUGCUAAUACCGAAACUUUUAUCAUUAAUUUCAAGUGAACAAGGAUCCUCGAAACCGUUAGAAACAAAUAAAAUAAAUGAAGAGUAUCAUUUAAAAAUUCUUCAAAUUAUUGAUUAUUUCUCUUUAAUUCAUCAACCUAUUGAAAUGAAUGAAAUGAUUGAAAAUUUAAUUACACUUAAAACGUAUAUUAUUUUAUGUUUAGAAAAAUUAAUCAAAAUAUCAAAAUAUCAAAAAAAUCUUCGUAAUCAUAAUGGAAUAAAAAUUUUAUUGAAUUAUUUAAAAGUAUGUUUGCAGUUCAAAUCCAAUUUAAACAACCCUAGCAGCAUAAAAGAACUGUCUAAUUGUUCAGUUUAUACGAACCCGUCGACAUAUACCGUGAAAACUUCAGAAGAAUGUCUCUGUCAAACGAAAUUGGUACAUGAUUUUGACCAAGAUACUAUACGGCGCAAUACAUCUAUAUGUGGAAUAUUAUCUCAAUUGGCAAUGAAUGAUUUUUAUGCUCAAAUUAUUGCACGUGAAAAUGGUAUACAUUUGAUUGGUUCACAAUUAUUAAUUAAGUAUUCAAGUAAUAUUGAAAAACAAUGUUUAACAGCAAUUGAGUCCGAAUUAAAACAAACUAAUAAUGUUGAAAGUCAACAAACAAUUGAUACAAAUAAAUUUGGGUUAGGAAACAUUCGCCAUUUAUAUGCAAAUGCAUUUUGUGCAUUACGUCGAUUAUUUAUAUCUGAACAUAAUCGACGUUUAAUCAAAUCAUUUUUACCGUCAUCUUUAUUAUCGGAAUUAAUCGAAAUCAAUAUCAACACAACAACAGAUACAAAUGAUUAUGAAAAAUUAGUUAAUCUACUUGUAUCAUUAAAUAAUGAAGAAUAUAAUCAACUUAUUGAUGGUAUAAUUUCUUGUGAUAUAAAUCGAACACCUAUUCAUUAUGUACGUGAAUAUUCAAUAUUAGAAUUACUUGGAACUGGUGCAUAUGGUAAAGUAUUUAAAGCAUCAAAAAAUAAAAUGCCUUAUAAUAAUUAUGCAAUUAAGAAGGUUAGUACUAGUCAAAUAUUUUUUGGUCGAACUUCAAAUGAACGUCAACAGUGUAUUGAUCGUAUAUUGAAUGAAGUCAAUGUUAUACGACAACAACUAAGGCAUCCAAAUAUUGUUCGUUAUUAUAAGACAUUUUUAGAUUCUGAUCAUUUAUACAUUGUGAUGGAAUUAUUGGAUGGUGUUUCGUUGACAGAGUUACUUAUAUCUUUUAAAGAGAAGAAUAUACAUUUCAGUGAAUCACAUAUAUGGAAUAUAUUUAUUCAGUUAAUAUUAGGUUUACGUUAUUUACAUAAAGAGAAGAAAAUACUGCAUAGAGAUUUAUCAUCAAAUAAUAUAAUGAUUAGUGAAGGUAACAAGGUUACUAUAACAGAUUUUGGUUUAGCCUACCACAAAACAUUGAAUUCAAAUGAAAUAAAAUCAACUGUUGGUACAUUAUUAUAUGCCUGUCCAGAAAUGGUACAAUGUCUUCCGUAUGGUGAAGGUUCAGAUAUAUGGGCACUUGGUUGUAUUCUAUAUCAGAUGUGUACAUUCACUUUACCAUUUCAAGGUGAAUGUAUUCUUAGUACUGCAUCACGUAUAGUAAAAGGUGACUAUCAAUCAGUUAAAAUUAAAUGUCCAAAUCAAUAUUCCAAUCUUGUUGAUCAAAUAAUUCAAGUUUGUCUAGAACCUGAUCCAAUUCAAAGACCUGAUAUAACAGGUGUAGCUACUUAUUUGACAAGUGAUAUUCUGUCUCAAUUAGAUGCUACACAAUCAAAAUGUGCAAAAAUUAAAGGAAAAUUAAAUGAGUUUCAAAAUACAAUUGUAUGUGAUUUGUGUUGUCCUUUUAAACACUCUACGGAUGAACAAGUUUAUGAGAAACAUAGUACAUAUACUAAUAAUGUUAAAAUGCUUGAUUCCAAUGUAGAAAUUACAGGCAUUAUUACGUCAAUGGGAAUAUUCGAACAACCAAUACAAAAAUAAUUUAAACUUCAUUCAAUUACACGGGCUAAUGGUUAUCUGGACUCAGUAACUAGGUAGAUAAUGCGAUGGCGUUUGAAGCGAACAGAAUGAACAUCAACUCUUGGACGCAGACAAAUCAGGUUGAUGAGUCCCAAAUAGGAUGAAACGCGCGUUCUGGAUUCCAAUGCUAGCCAUCAUCCAUCACUGCUUAUGGUGCUUGUGUUACGAAUGUUUGGAUUACCUUAAAGUGUUUGGCUUGUCCUUGUGGAAUUUUAGCAUUUAAUUAUACAAUAUGAUGAUGCUUAAAAUCACUGUCCAAAAUAUGAUGUGAAAUUAUUCCACAAUAUUAUUUUAUUAUUGGAAGUAAAAUAUAAUAUAGAUUCCUGUUACAUUGUUUUAAUGUGUGAACUCUGAGAUUCUGUUGUAGUCACUCAAAUAAGUAUACGGUAAUACACUUCUCAUUAAUUUUCGGAGUUAUAAAUAUUGUAGGACUGCUAGACGAUUACUCUCAAUGAUGACAUUAUUUGGAAGAAGACUCUUUAAAGACAAGUGACCAACAAUAAAAGUUAUUUUAUUCAUCAAAAUUAUACAAUUUUAUGCAAAAUAUUUAAUAACUAAAAUAAACCUGAUCAAAAGAAAUCAUUAAAAACGUAAAUAAUUGUAAACUAUAAAUAACGUAGCUCGUGAACCAAUCCUAUGUUGGUAUUAAGUUAACUUAUUGUCAUCCAUAUGAAAAUUUUAUUGAUUUAAUUAAAUGAUCAGUUAAUGAAAUGAAGUGCAAUAAUUGACUACAAAUUUCACUACUAAUUAUUACUUGAAAGUCUAAUUUUAGGUUUGUAAGAAAUAAUUCAAAAAAAAUAUUAGUUAGAGUUAGACAUAAACACCAUCAGAUGCCGGCUAAUUGGUCUAUCGGUUAAGUGCUCUGGCGCGAGACUGGUCGGUCCUGGGUUCGAAUCUCGUGAGGUGAGGUCGUGGACGCGCUCUGCUGAGGAGUCCCACAAUAGGACGAAACGGCCUUCUAGUGCUUCCAAGUUUUCGAUGGUGGUCUAGCUUCAAUUGACUCACGCUUUCAACUAUGACAAACAUAUUAGUUAGCUACUUCCCAACAUCGUCCGUCGUAUUACUAAUUAUUCUUCCCUAUUAAAAAAUUCGCUCUUUUUUUAGAAAUAUCAACUACUACACAAAUUUUGUCUACAAUUACAAUUAAUCAAAGUAAUUUACGUGAAAUCAAUGAUCCAGUACUUGGUAUGAUUACAGUAAUGCAUAAGUUAGGAUACCUUUCACAAGAAUCCUCAUUCAACAAUGAUAUCAGCUUAGAAUAUGAAGCUAUUCAGUAUAUAGUGAAAAAGUAACUGUUUUAAUUUUAUAUUUGCUUCUUUUUCUUUAUUGUUGCUUAAUUAUGAAAUGUUUUUAAGUGGAAAUUCUGAAAAUUUCUCAGUAUUUGUCAUUUAUAUGUAUUGGUUUAAUUUGUCAUAGCUCUUUUCUGAACAACAAAAGAUAAAUUUUCUAAAACUGAUCGUAGAAGAAAAUAUACAUAUAUAUCUGUCAUAGUAAUAUUAUUGACGUGCGAGAUAUGGUUUCGAGACGAAUCAAUGAAACUAAAGAAUAAAAUGUGUGAAGUGGUGAACAAAUUCUAUAAGAAAAUAGGGGAUGAAUAUGUCUUCGAAAUUUCGAUCGAUUUUAUAACUUAUUAUCUCCAACUACAGAAUAAGAUCAUAAUACUGAUCUCAACGAGGAAAUCUGUACCUAUCAAGACGUAUCAGUAUAAAUGUUAAUAAUAAUCUUGUUUUAGUUUGGCCGUCUCUAAUAUUUUAUUGCCCUAUGUCUUUUCUAACCAGUUUUGCGCACCUUAAAAGGCGGAAGCUAUUUUAUACAAUUUGAAAAUUAUCUCCACCACUAUACAUCUAAGAACAGUUAGUAACAGCUAUUCCAUUCUACUUUGAGAUUCUAUAAGAGUAUGCACUCAUCACCGCAUUUAAUAUUUAGCUGUGGUUUUUCAUAUUGCACUUCUAACAAGAUCUCAUUAACCCACUGGGUCAAUACCUAAAAGUCCAUAUUUAUGAUCAAUUAUUUUGGAUAUAGCGUGGACCUUCAUUAAUAUCAUUGUUUUGUUUUGCCUGUUAUAACUUCCUACAAUACAACUUCAAAGAAGCCGGAAUAGUUCAUUUAGGAGAGCACGAUAUUGAAGAUUUGACUGUUUCCAACAGGCGUCCGGCUCUUAGUUUUCCCCCAAAUGCUCUAGUACAGCCAGAGGUGGGGACAGUCCGCUCUCCCCUUCAAAAUGCUCUCACUUGACCACGCGUAUACAGUCACUGCCAAGAAAGUCCUACUCACUGCCUUCUCGCGGCGAGGUUGUUGUUUACAAAACUGAGAGGACGAAAAGUGAAUGUCCGGCGCUUGAAACGGGUUGGUGGAUGCAGAGGAUCCACCUAUGGGAGUUGGAAAACUGAUCUCAAACCAGCGGUGCACAUGAAAUUCAGGAUCCUAAGGAUACAAAUAGUAUAUGAACCAAUUGUUGGUCACCGGCCACUAUUGGACUGUAUCUCCUAACGUUUCUCCACUUCCUUGUGGACUAGACCUUUAGGUUCAAGGCUCCGGGUGUGGCCCCCUAAGAAAAAUCACCCGUUUAGGUUUAGGCAACCGACCGUAUUCCAUCCAUCACACAAAUCGAAUGAUUUAUCUGGUACAUAUAUUUAAUGCCUUCUUGUAUCAAUGUUUAUUUGUUUAAAUAAAUAAACAAAUAAAAACCAACUCCAACUUAAGUAUGGGUAAAUAAAACUUGGCUUUGAAAAAAUGUUACACAGUUUGGAAGUGAUUCUCAUCACUUAAAUUAUCAUACGUUUAGAAUUUCCACCAAGUAACUCGAUGUUGUUUAAACUAAAAAAAAAUGUAAAAUGAAAUUUAGUAGAAUUGUAUGAUAGUUUUAGCAUAUAUUCAAUUUAGCCAACAUAUUUCAUAAUUUCGUUUAGAGAUUGCUGUAUUCAUCAAAGUACACUAUUUGAUAAUUCAUUCCUUGUUUUAUCAGUUAAACUACAGUUUGAAAUAAGUAAGGUUGUUGUAUAUAUGCUUGGGUAAGAAUAAAUUAUUAUGAAGAUGAGUGGCUUCUCUUUUAGUCAAAAGGGAUAUCUAUGUAGAUUUAAUUAUGAAAUGUCUAUAAUUUAAGGAUUAUUCAGAGUUAAAGACUAUCAUACAAAGGUUUUAUUUUAAUCUGAGAUUAUUUUCAAUAGUGUUAACCUUACAUGGAAUGAAACCUUAACAAAAAAAAUUGCAAUAUACAAAGGUACACUUCAUGAAACCAUCUAUCUUAUUCAGACUAACUGUUAUUGUUUAAAUAUUGGUAAAAUUAUAAAUAAUGAUUUAGAAAUACGUUGUAUUUUCUUUAUCAUUGGCCAUAUGAAUAAAAGUCCGAUUAGGAAAAUUUUCGAAAUAUUUUUUUUAAUAAAAUAUUAUUUACUUACGUCUGUUACCCCUCAUGGAGGAGCAUAGGCCGCCCACCAGUUCUGGUUAGCGUUUUUUCAGUGAGUUAUUUUUCUACGAGAUGGAAUCGCUAACCCCAUGCCCAAACCUCCUCCUUUACCCGGGCUUGGGAUCGGCAGUAACUCUAUGAGAGCUAAGGGCGGAGUUAUAAAUGAAAUAUAGAAUAGUAAAUUUUAAAUUUUUUUUAAUAGAAACUUAAUAAUUAAGUUAAGCAAAUGAAAUAACACAUUUCUUUUUUUGUUUUAUAUAAUUGAACAAAUUAUUAAUCCAUUCAAAAACUAACAAAUAGGACAUCAUCUUAGUUCAAAUUAUCCAGUAUGUUGAAUCAAUAAUAACAAUGAUAAUGGUAACUGACGUUUCUUAAAUUCUCACACGUUAUUCCUUUUCAUUUUAUUUUUCUUGAAAAUGAAACUCAAAGUUGUUGCCCCCUAUUAUAGAUAAUCAAAAUACCUUUACAUACUUUACUCAAUACUAAAUACUAUGAGUAGAAUUAUGUUACAUAAGAAGAAAAAAAGAAAGACAAAUAUUUUAUAAAUUUUAUUUUAGUAGACUAAUAUUUGAACGAAGAUUAUACUUUUCGAUAAAUUGUCUUCAGAUUAUACAAUUAUAUAUCCACAAGGCUAAUUAAUCAAUAGUAAUCUUAGCU